Salvelinus namaycush (lake trout) is the source of this 3506-nucleotide messenger RNA. RefSeq lists its product as uncharacterized. Lineage: Eukaryota; Metazoa; Chordata; Actinopteri; Salmoniformes; Salmonidae. Bases 165 to 2927 code for a protein of 920 amino acids. The transcript is spliced from 19 exons. The record is from RefSeq and is a predicted model, not a curated record.
CAAGAAUAGUUACCUCAUCCGGUCAUGUCACACUUGUUGUUUAUAGAUUUUUCUCCCACACCAGAUGUCUGGACCCUGGACAGAUAACAGAAGAAGGAGAGAGGGACCCUAGGAGGUACGUAAAGGAGUUGAUGAAAUCCUGUUAAGACAGACAAUCAGAUGGUAUGGCCUCUGAGGACCCCCAAGACCAACUGGAUGAGGCUAUUAAAAUGGCAGAACGCCUUGCUGAGGAGCUCAACCCAGAGAAGGACCCACAAGCCCAACUGGACGAGGCAAUUAAUGAGGCAAAAAGACUGGCUGAGGAGCUCAACCCAGAACGGGAAAAUAAUAAGAAAAAGACAAACAAGCCUCCAGGGAUUAGGUUCAGAUGGAGACAAAGGGAUGAGAGAGGACAGAUUGUUUCUCAAACCAGGAAGGCAACUACAUCCACUUCUUUUGCUCCAAGGGCCAGUACAUCAAGAGCCAGACUAGUGCAACAUUUAGGGCCAGUCACUGAGGAAGAAUCAGAGACGAGUACCAGUGGAUUGGAAUCCACUCCAGUUUUAAACAUUGAUGAAGAAAUAUCAAUACUUCAUAGAGAAAUUAACAUCCUCCUAGCUGACUUAGAAGACCCUGAGUGUUCAAAUCCUGCUGUGCCUGGUGCAUCACACAGUUGGAGUGUGAGGAAGGAACUCUCACAGCAUAGGUGGAGGGAGUCCAGGCCUGAGAUUGUAGAUUCUCUGCUGGCUGCAGAGCAUGCUUCUCAGAAGAUCUGUCAGUCAUGCAAUGUGAAAAGGGCUAUUCUGCGAUGUAGAGACUGUCUGCCGAAACAGCUUUACUGCGACGACUGCGAUGUCUCUACACAUGCAAAGUUCCCCCUGCACAACAGAGAGUCCAUGAUCGAGGGGUUCUACACGCCCCUUCCUCCAACUACAGCCAUAUCCCUCCACAGUGAUGGCCAAUAUGCACUUCAUGAACAGGAUUGUUUCUUACCAUUGGAUGUACCAGAGGUGAUAUGUGGUUGCCUGACAAGCACCAUCCAUGUUGGUCCUGGGAAACAUAUCAUCCUCGUAGGAAUAAAUGGUCGCUACAAUGUCACAGUGCCUGUGCUUACCUGCACAACUUGUCUUAGCACCUGGACAGCAAACUUGGCAGAUCUGAUAAAGAAUGGGUACUGGCCUGCCACUGUCAACUGUGACACCAUAUACCAGGUAGAUCUGUUCAGCUCUUUUGAGGAGCUGAAAGUGUCAGCCCCAGGAAUGUCCCGUCUGGCGUUUAUGCGGAUUUUGGAGCAGCGAACUGACUACUUUGGCAGGAACGGAAUGAUCUGUGGGGACACUUUUCAAAAAAGCUUCUUUGAGUGGACGUACUGCCGCUCUGAAAUUGAUCAGGUCUGUGAUAUACAGUACUUUGACUGCCCAGCCUGUUCACCCAGCAUGCUUGCAGUGUCAGUGGACGGGAACAAGAAGCUGUAUCGAUUCAAAAAAGGGACUGAUGACAAAGGAUUCUUUGAUGGCGUAUUUAUCUGCAAGGAUGAGGAUGUGUCUGACUUUGUCAACUAUGUCCAUACAAAGACUAAACAUGGUUAUGGAAAAGGGGUGGAGCAUCCCAGUGGACAGCAGCUAAAGAGUCGUCAAGGAAAACAAAACAACAAACUUGAUGAAGAGGGACUGGAAGUUGCCGUCUGCCGCCACGGAAUACUUCUAAGGAGCCUCAACAUGAUGCGUGGAGAGAUAUUUGCGUACCCACUGUUCUUGCAGAAGGAAUUGUCUGGCAGCAGGAACAUACAAUUCAUGUGUACGGAUGUGAUCUGCAAAUUUUGGCCAUACCUGACCAAAGUUGCUCUUCAUUGUCCAGAGCUCGCCACUCUUCUAGACAUGAAGCCACUUCUUUCCGUCAUGCAUGCAAAGGCACAUCGUUUGAAAUGCGAGAUUAAGUGGGGAGGACGGAAUCAGGAAGGAGCUGGCACAACUCUGGGGGAGGAAGUGGAACAAGGGAACAGCUUCUUGUCGAGGGCUGCAAUCUGUUCCAAGCAAAUGUCCAAAGGAGCAAGAACAGAUAUGCUAACCAUCCAGGCCAUGGGGUGGAACAGAAGGAAGAAAAACAACCUGCACAGAGUAUUGUCCAGAAGAUACUUGAAGACAACAGCAAAAAUCUUGGAGGAGACCCAGACUCUCGAAAAGGUUAAGAGUGAUUUGGGUGUAGGUGAUGAGACUCUGUACAACUGGACAACGGAAGUUCAGCAAUGGGCUAAUACAGAGGAAACAAAUAUGAACAUGGAUGGUCCUCAGGUACUACAGAGAACAAUUGAAGUCCUGUUUCUUAGCAUCAAACAAAGGAAACGGAACCUCUACCGUCAGACAGAUGGAUGCAAGAAAAGACACCCUCUGCGCAGAAAGAUAUUGGAAGAAAAGGCCAAAUUGACAGCUGCCAUAGAGGAGUACAACACCCUUGUACCAGGUUCAGCAAUACCAUCUGCAGAUGAGAUCCUUUCCGCAGACCUUCAUGCAUGGCCUUGGGAGCUGCAUGGACAAACUGACCUACUGACAAAGAAAAUAGCCUUUGACCGGGUGAUGCUCCUGAGACGGCUGAAGGAGGAAGAGUUAAUUGUCCUAAAGGAAGUCAAGCAGCACUGGGAAAGCCUAAAGAGGGAAUCACAGAAUGUGCAAGACCUUGCUUCACAUGUGGCACUUGACCUAAGCAGGCAAAGCUGCCAAUUGAAUCAGUCGGAAGCUGGGAGCAGAGGUCUCUUCUCCAUGCUUCAGAGGAGAGUCAGCAGCCUCAGAAGACACCAGGACUCUGUCAAACUGAUAUACAGCAAAGCUAUGGGCCAAGACACCUCCCUCCUAGAAGAUAACUUCAUAGAUUACCUCCUGGAAGAGGACCUAGAUGACAUCUAUGACAGCGUCCACUACAGCUCUGAUGACGAGGAAUCUAUCACAGACUGAAGGUGUUCAUUUGGGUGGGUGCAGUUUGCACUGGGUGAAAAGUGAUUCCAUUUGUUUUGCAUAUGUGCUUUUUCUGCCUUCCUAAGGAAAAAUAGUUUGAAGAUUUUAUGGAAAAUAAACUUUUAUGUUUCUUCCUUGUUGACAAUGUGAUCAUGUGGCACAGAUUUGAGAAGGGCGCUAUUACUGCUUUUGCCCGGUUACAUGACCAGGUCCGAUGCACCCCUUUAAAUGGCCAAUCUGCAGUUGCUACAUCCACUUUUGGAUGCUUGAAGAAUAUCAUUUAUAAAUGCCUCAUGAAUAUAGUUCCCCUGCCGUACCCCAUCAGAUCCCAAAAUAUAUAUAUUUUUUCUACUCGAAUGUUUGUAAACAUACACUAGCAUGUGUCAAACUCAUUCCACGGGUAGGCCGAGUGUCUGUGUUUUUGCUCCUCCCAUAAUUGAUUAAUUGAGGUCACUAAUUAGUAAGGAACUCCCCUCACCAGGUUGUCUAGGUCUUAAUUGAAAGGAAAAAACAAAAACCAGCAUACACUAGGCUUUCCAUGGAAUGAGAUUAACACCACUGGACUAUAGCCUCAACAUG